Messenger RNA from Suillus fuscotomentosus, 458 nucleotides. RefSeq lists its product as uncharacterized. The record is from RefSeq and is a predicted model, not a curated record. The transcript is spliced from 2 exons. NCBI's taxonomy places the organism in Eukaryota, Fungi, Basidiomycota, Agaricomycetes, Boletales, Suillaceae. Gene Ontology annotation, molecular function: GDP-Man:Man(1)GlcNAc(2)-PP-Dol alpha-1,3-mannosyltransferase activity; alpha-1,3-mannosyltransferase activity. Bases 95 to 382 code for a protein of 95 amino acids.
GUGUGUCCACCAUGUACUAAUUCCACCGCUACGUCGGUCUAUACAGAAGAAUUUUCAUAUCAUGUUUGCACAUGUAAGGUAGCUACAUCUCACAAUGCACCUCAUGUGCACAUCAGCGCAUCAAUACGUUGUCUUCUCUGUUGAUCAACUCUCUACUUGCAUACCGUUCCUCCGAAUGUUGCGUGGGAAGCGCGUCGUUUUCCACUGCCAUUUUCCAGAUAAACUUCUUGCAAACGGUGUCUAUGUAGAGGACCGGCGGGGGCAGAAUGUCAGUAUACGUCUAUCGGAUUGGCUAGAGGAAGUGACUUUGACACAGGCUGACCUUAUUCUCGUCAACUCAAAAUUUACUGCGCAAGUAACCAAGUUGCACUUUUGGAAUUAAUGUCGCAGCCUAUAUCUCACCAAUCGACACAUCAGAUUCCUAUAUCCUUCAAACGCGAGGCUGGUUCUAACUGUUU